ACUACAUCAUCUGCGGCGGCGGCACAGUAGGGUGUGUCCUCGCUGACUGCCUCUCUCAUGCAGGCAACAAUGUGGCCGUGAUUUAACAUGGCCCAGAAGAUUACUCAGACAUUUUCAUGAGCCCCAUUGCCGCCCCUCGGCUUCACGGCACGCCGUACGAAUACAACUUCAUGACCACACCGCAGCCCCAUGUCGGAAACCGAGCGCUCCCGAAUUUCGGAGGAAAGCUACUUUCAGGAUCCAGCGGGGUCAAUUACGGCCUAUGGACUCGAGGCCACUCUGUCGACUACGACACGUGGGCUGAGUCUGUCGGCGAUGACCGGUGGAGCUACGAGCGCAUGCUGAAGUAUUUCAAGCGAAUGGAACGCUACUACAAUCCAGAUGAGACUGUCUUCAACGCAUUGACCAAAUCUGGCGCCAAAUUCAACCCAGACAGGAACGGCGGCAAUCCGAUAGGCCUUGGAGCUUUCACAGAGAACUGGACCACAGAGGAGGGAGCCCAUAGGCAACCAGCUAGCAAAGCGUACGACUUGUCUGAGGCAAGUACAACAAAAACUGCGAAGGGUGUUGUCCUUGUUGACGGACGCAUGUUCACUGCUUCUAAAGCAGCCAUCGUCAGCUCUGGCGCCUUGAAGACACCGCAACUCCUUAUGCUCUCAGGAAUCGGCCCAGCAGAACAUCUUGCAGAGCACGGCAUUGAAUCCAUCGCCAACCUCCCAGUCGGUCAAAACCUACACGAUCACAUCUCCGCGAGUCUGUUCUGGAAGCUCCGCAACACAGAACGCGGUCUCGCUCUCGGUUCCCCAUUCUUCAACAAGCCCGAGUUCGGCCGCGGCAACCCCUUCGAAUGGCUCGUCACAUCUACCAUUCCUCCAGAAGAUCUGAAGAAAGUAAUCGCCAAGGACAGCCUGUCCCCUAACGACCCUUAUAUUCACGAGCCCAGAGGCCACGUCGAGACCAUGGUCGCAUACGCACCCAUCGCUGGCGGCGGCUCAGACUUCAAGCUCCCGUUCGACGGCACUCACAUCUCUACCCCCGUCGUCCUUCUUCUUACCGCAAGCCGGGGGACCGUCACACUGGCCAACACAGACCCGAACGUGGACCCAAUCAUCGACUCGCACUACCUCGAGACUGAAGCAGAUAAGCAGGCCAUGCGCACCGGCUUGCGUGUCGCGAUGCGCGCUAUGGAGACCGAAGACGGCCAGUCCAUGGUGGUGGGAGAGACGCCACCGCCAGGUCACAAAGCUCUUACCAGCUCUUGCAGCGAUGCGGACAUUGACGAGAGGCUUGCUAUUAUAGGGAGUAGUUUCUUCCAGAAUGCGGGCACGGCGGCGAUGGUAUGUGUGCUGCCGUUGCCGAUUGCUGCGCAUUAUCAGGCGCCGAUGUAUGCGUUUGGGGAGGCGAUGGCAGAUGUGAUCUUAGGGAAGGCGUAGGGGGGGUGGUGAGACCAUUCGAGGGCUUUGAUGAGCUACGAGUAUGAGUACUGUCUCAAUUAAUACAAAAGAC
Messenger RNA from Mytilinidion resinicola, 1506 nucleotides. Its product is annotated as FAD/NAD(P)-binding domain-containing protein. Lineage: Eukaryota; Fungi; Ascomycota; Dothideomycetes; Mytilinidiales; Mytilinidiaceae. Gene Ontology annotation, molecular function: oxidoreductase activity, acting on CH-OH group of donors; flavin adenine dinucleotide binding. The transcript is spliced from 4 exons. The record is from RefSeq and is a predicted model, not a curated record. The coding region runs from base 117 to 1433 and encodes 438 amino acids.